AUGGGUCUGACGUCAGUGGUGAGAAUAAUGGAGGCGGCGGCAUCGGCCAUGCUGGCCUCUCACCACCACCAGGAAAUGACGAUCUCUGGAGAUCGCGCUACGGGUGCGGUUGCGGAGACGACAACUGAGGCGCCUCGUAAAUCGCCUCGAAAAUCGCCUCAAAGAUCGCCGCACGACGCGGCGGGAUCGGCCAUGCUGGCCUCUCAUCACCACCUCCAAGAAAUGGCGGUCUCUGGAGAUUGCGCUACGGGCGCGGGUGCGGAGGCGACACGCCUUAGAAGCUCCGCGCACUCCCCGCAACCCGCGCAACCCGCGCAGUCUCCGCAAUCCGAGAUCGUUCCUGUCGGGGACGCGGGGAGCGGCGCGCAGGCGCAAGCGCAAGCGCUAGAUCCGGCGGAGAAGCGGCUGCUGGAGCUGGGGUACCGACAGGAGCUGAAGCGACGCCUGGGCUGGCUAGAAAUCUUUGGCGUGUCAGCAGCGGUCAUGAACCCAUACAUGACGGCCGUGCCCUUCUUUGGCUUCGCGCUGCUGCAAGCCGGGCCUGUGGGCGUGGUGUGGCCGUGGGUUGUUCUCGCUCCCUUCGCCCUCUGCAUGGUGCUUGUUAUCGCUGAAGUCUGCUCCUCCUUCCCCACGUCAGGCUCGCUCUACUUCUGGGCGGCCAGCCUGUCCCCCCCGCGGUGGAAGCCACUGGUGGCGUGGGUGACGGUGUGGCUCGAGGUGAUCGCGCUCUCUGUGUGCGCCAGCAGCAUCGCCUUCCCAGCGGCGCAGCUGGUGCAGAUGAUGGUGCACCACAUGGCAAGCGGGGAGCACCUCGCCUCCACGGCCUUCUUCUUCGCCCUCUACUGCGCGCUGCUGCUCUCCUGGGCGCUCCUCAACUCCCUCUCCCUCACCUGCAUCUCGCGCCUCCUCGAUUGCUACGUCUACUUCGCUGUGGCCUACACCAUCACCAUCGUGACAGUGCUGCCAGCAGUAGCAGUGGAGCUCAAGCCACCCUCCUUCAUUUUCCUCGAGUACCAGUCAGGCUGUCCCAUCACAGGCGUGUGCUCACUGCUCCCCUCGCUCAUCCUCGCCGGCCUGCUGCCACACUUCUCCUUCUACGGAUUUGAUUCUGCUGCCCACGUCACAGAGGAGACAAGGAACUCGGACGUAUCGGGCCCGAGGGCCAUCCUGGGGUCGUUUCUGGUGCAGGUGGUGUUUGGUUUCGCCAUCCUCGUCACCUUCACCGCCUGCAUCCAGGGCGACUACCGCACUCUCUUCACGGCAGAGGGCUCGUCCUUCAUGGAUCCCGUCGUGCACCUCCUCAUAUCCCUCUUCACCGCUCGCUAUGGCUCCGCCACCGGCGCCUACGUGCUCCUCUUCCUCAUGGUCAUCCACUUUUAUGCCGCCGGCUUCGGGGUCACGCUCGCGUCCUCGCGGGCCAUCUAUGCGGCCAGCAGGGAUGGCGCCAUGCCAUGGUCGCGCGUUUGGCGGACCCUGUCCAGGCGCAACCGCAUUCCUGUCAGGGCCAUCUGGCUGUCUACCUUCAUCGCCAUCAUUUUCGGCGUCCCCAGCUUCUUCUCUCCGACGUUCUUUGGAACAGUGGCAGCGGUGACGUCAGCAGCCUGGCUGGGAACAUACGGCAUUGUCGUCUUCUUCCGCCUCAUCAUCCCUCCGCACCGCUUCAAACCUGGCCCCUUCUCCCUCGGCCGCUGCGCGCGGCCGCUCUGCGUAGUGGCACUGGGCUAUAUAGUGUACACCAUCGGGGUAUUCAUGGCGCCAAUCUUCUACCCUAUCACGUGGGAGACCUUCAACUAUGCCCCCAUUGGCGACAGCCCGACGACAUUUGGUAACCAGAUCGAGAACACGAUGCGGUGGGAGGAAUUCUCCAUCACGCAAGCCGUGCCUAAUCUUUGGAACCUCGCAGCGCGUGACUCGUUGGACGGCAAGCAGCUGGCUGCUCUGCCGGCAGCUGCACUGACGGAAGGAACCAGUCAGCCGGCAGCGCAACCAGCAGACGGUCAGAAGGUCGGUGGAAAGCGGCAGCUUCCGGCCGAGGGAUUGAGUCCGACCCGAUGCUCCCCGCGACUGAAGAAACGACAGGAGAUUGCUGCACUGGCGGUCUCCUCGUCGCCGAGACCCCUCUUCGCGAUGUCGCCUCCAGCGUCGCCGAAGUCGCCGAAAUCGCCCAAAGCCCCUAGGUCGCCGAAGACUUCCAAGGUCGCGGAGUCUGUGUCGCCGAGGCGAUCGCCGAGAAAUCAUGCGAAAUCUCGCUUGGCGUUGAAGUGUGCGGGGGAGGUCGCAGAGUCGCACGGGCGAGGGAAGGCGACAGCAGCAGCGUCGCCGGCAGCAGCCUCUCCUAAGCCUGGAGAACGGGCGAAUCGGAGGGUGAACACUCGUUGUAAGGACCGACGUAACUUUGAGGAGUGGAUUCAGAAGGACGACGGGCUCAGUACCGUCGGUACCGCGGCUGAGGAUGCGAAGAAAAGCGGCGGCGGAAACGAUCGUGAGAAGGCACCCGUGGAAGGGAAGACUGGAGAGGCUGAGGAAGGAAAGUCGGAGCCAGCGGCUGUUGCCGGCAUUGUCCGCAAUGUUAGUGCGGGGAAAGGGAGCUCGGGGCUCGUCGACCCAGCCCACGUCGUCGCCGAGAAGCAGAACCCGCCAAUGGCGGUCUCGGCAAUGUCAGCCGCGACGCCUGAGGGAGCGGCUGGCGGGGAGCAGGCGGCUGCAGCGUGCGACGGAGUGACGCCGGAGGAGGCCGUCGCGCGUUCGGGCUUGCUGUCGUCGUUCCUCAGUCCGGGGCUCGACGACGUGAAGGGCAUGGGGCUGGGGUUCUCGCUCACCCCCGUCGACAAGUCCAGGGCCGCGAUCACAGAACCCGAACGCGGCGCAGUGGCGGUCACGGCCGCGGCGGCGGCGGCAGCUGAAGCAGCAGGAGAGGGUAUCGCUCCCGCGCCUGAACAACUCAUGUCGUCGUUUCUGACCCCUGGUGUGUUGGACCACAGCGAUGGGGACCUUGACGGGCUGCUCGAGACGCCGGACGGGGCUAGCUCAGGCGUGGGGAGGCGUACGGGCGGUGCUGAUUGGUUGGAUAGUGCGCUACUGGGCUUGGAAAAGGGUGUUGGUGCUGCGGGUUUCGCGGGUGAUGCGGGGAGUCCGCUGCAGCUGGUGGGUGAGGCGGUCGCGCUGGAUCCGCUUCCGCGCGUUCCGCUGGAUCCGCCUCAGGAGUGCGCGCCGCUGCGUCUGGAGAGCGCGCUGAACGCCGCGCUGUUGCUGCCGGCGCCACUCGCGGCGAACGAUCAGGCGGAUGGAGCGGCGGCUGUUGGGAAGCUCUCCGGCGAUGGUGCCUUCGGCUCCCCGCAGGACCGCAUUGCGGGAGAGGGGGGUGGCGGCGAAGGGGCAGAGGGCGGAGCAGCGGGGAGUUACGGUGGGGAAGGUCGCGCGCGCGAGAGCGUGGGGAAGAAGGGGCGGCGGGAAAGCACUGGCACGAGUCCGGAACCAGGUGCUUGGAGGGAGAGCGGGAAGGAGGGCGGUGGAGAGGCGGGGGACGCGGGGGAAGCGGGGGGCAGAGUCGAGGAGAUGGCGGGAGAGGAAGAGGCGGCAACUGAGUUUUCCACAAUCGGCCGAUUCCCCUACCUGACUGCCCGCCCCGCUGUCACCGCGUCCGUGGGCGGGAUGGCUCCUAUCGAGGCGGGGACGGGCGCGGAGGAGAUGGAGACUCCGCCGAGGCGGGUGGCGAAGAGCAGGAGCGGCGGAGGCGGUGCGCGCGAGGCGGAAGGCGGUUCGCCGAGGGACGGGGACUCGCCCAUCAUGGGUGUGGUGUCCGCCGGCAAGGAGGGCGCGGGCGGCAGCGCCAGGCAGGACGGAAAGGUUGCGCGGAGUGGGGGGAAACGGGGGGAUGCGGAAGAUGGAGAGAACGGGGGGGAUGAGGGUGAUGCGGAGGAGCGGAGUAUGGGGCUGGUGGGGUGGAGCGAGGGAGUGAGGCGGGCGUUUGAGGAUGUGGAGAUGGGGGAGGAGCUGGUGGGGGGGUUCGAUCUGGCGGAAGUGGGCUGGGGGGAGGAGAUGGCGGGCGGGGUGGGCGGAGGAAUGGAGAGUGCGGAGCAGGCGCGCAUCCGCGGCGUCCGGUGGCUCGAGUGGUUCUUUUCCAUGGCUGGGAUGUCGCUAGAGAAGCGCAAGUCGGGGGUGCUGGAGCAGUCCCCCUGGACUCCGCGCACGCCCAGGGAGCGCGCGGGGGAAGCGAGUGCGGGAGAGCGCCUGUUCCGCCGCGUGUGCCUGCAGCCGCAGGAGGAGGCGGUGGAGAAGCUGUGCGCGGAGCUGCUGGCGCGGGUGGCCGAGGAGCAGCAGCAGACAGACGCGCUCGAGGCAGCCAUGACCACCAGCAGCACGGCACUCGCCCAGCUCGCUGCUCAAGGCAACCCCGAGCAGCAGAAGGUGCUCAAGGAGCGGCUGCUCGCCCUCAAGAGCCUGCUCAGGAGUGAGGUGACAUUUGAGGCGACUCAAAAGCACAAGGUGCUCAAGGAGCGACUGCUCGCCCUCAAGAGCCUGCUCAGGAUGGAGACGAAGGCGGAGUGGCAGAGGGUGCGGACGCAGCUGGAGGCGGAGAGGAGCCGCGCCCUGGACCACGCCGAACGCAUGCUGCAGGUGGAGCAGCAUCGGGUGACGGAGCGCAGGGCGGCGGAAGAGGCAGCAGCGAGGCGAGUGGGCGAGCUGCUGGCGGACGUGAGGGCGAGGAGGGCCGCGGCAGAGCGAGCGCUCAAGGAGAGGGAGGAGAAGGCAGCGGCGCAUCAGCAAAGCCGGCUCCAGGAGCUGAGACAGCAGAGGCAGCGUCUGCUGGAGGAGACGGACGCCAUGCGGAGAGAGCUGGCCGCGCGCCACGAGGCCCUGCAGGCCCGCUGCCAGCCCAUGGGCGAGCCCCAGAUGCAGACACAGACAAGGACACAGUCACAGGCGCGGAUACAGUUACAGCCACAGACAGUGGCUCAGCCUGCGCCUGGGACGGCAGAAGAAGGAGGUUUCAGGGCCGCUGCAGGGAAGACCGGGGUGGAAGGUGCUGAGGGAGAGAACACGGGUGCUGUGUCGGACCCUGUCAGAGCUGCCAAGAUAACGGAGUUUCUGCAGGGGUGGAGGCUGCGUGAGUACCAGCAGUCACAAGACGGCACCCAGAUGGACCUCGUGCUCUCCGUGCUCCACUUUGUCACCCUCAGAGUGCACAUCGACCUGGCGACAUCUUCCUUCUCCCUCUCGCCAGCCAUCAACCAUUCAGUGGUCGCCAAGCAAUUCCCUCUCUUUGAGGUGGUGCCUGCAAUGGAAGCGCUGGUGGUUGGGCCUACAGGAGGUUCCUCUCAGCCGCGUUCCUCGCCCCUCACUGCUGCUGCCCUCGCCGCUGCUUACCAGGGAGUGCUGCUACGAGCAGGGCGCACACACGCGUUGGUGCAGGAGCUGUGGGAGCAGAGGCAGCAGCUCAUGAGGGUCAUGCCAUGCCUUACCAUGCAGCCAUAUGGCACCUCAGGUGAUGUCGUGGUGCGGGCUUCGUUCGUGCAAUUUGAUCCCUUCACCAAGGUCAUUCUCAGCUGUCGCAUUCCCUACCAAAUAAGACACUUCCUGUUCUCCUCCCAAUGCCCCCCCUGCAGCGGCAUGUCUUAUCCAUUCAUGCGCCCCCACGUGGAGGUGGAGGUGCCUCACAGCCGCAAGCUGCCUGCACAGCAGGUGCAGCACGCAGUGGCAGCAGCAGCAGCGGGGGUGCCUGAGGGGUAUGGGCUCAUGGCCCGCAUGCUGCAAGCGGUGGCAGGUACCCUCCAGACUCUCAUUGGGAAUUGA
Molecule: messenger RNA, 5793 nt
Organism: Closterium sp. NIES-65
Lineage: Eukaryota; Viridiplantae; Streptophyta; Zygnematophyceae; Desmidiales; Closteriaceae
Source: the annotation of a GenBank genome assembly